Eupeodes corollae is the source of this 3990-nucleotide messenger RNA. RefSeq lists its product as uncharacterized. The record is from RefSeq and is a predicted model, not a curated record. Gene Ontology annotation, biological process: proteolysis. NCBI's taxonomy places the organism in Eukaryota, Metazoa, Arthropoda, Insecta, Diptera, Syrphidae. Bases 573 to 3704 code for a protein of 1043 amino acids. Gene Ontology annotation, molecular function: metallodipeptidase activity. The transcript is spliced from 3 exons.
GCUCUUGCUCCUCUUGUGAAGUCCAUUUUUUAGGGAACACAAAAAGCGAAAACGGUGUUGUUCUUGAUCCUGAUGGCUGCUGUUUUUGUUGGGACUUGGGACUUUUGGAAGCUACAUGCUUUUCGUCCUCUGUGAUGUGUGCUCUGCUCUGUCAGUGCUGUGUGGCAAUAAAAUGGCUUACAAUUGUUGUUACCACUUCAGUUGCGAUUCAGACUACGAAGCGUGAUAAUCGUGAGAAUAAAUAUUAAAAUAAAAAAGAGCAUUUUGCGAUAAAUCUUGUAGACGUACAUUCUCCUUCCGAAGGAUAAAAGGUUCUUCAAUUCUUGGGCUUGAGAAGAACAAGUGGAAGAGUGAAAGCAAAAGUGCGAUGACAUUUGGCGGAAUUAAUUAUUAUGAGAAGGAUAAAACAAAAACCAAACACUCGAAAUAUUCGCGUCGCGUUCGAGAUGUCUGUGAAUGAAAUUUAUUACCGCGUCAAGUCGAAGUGUGAAUGAGGGAUAAAACAAAAAGUGAAAGCAAAAUCGAAAUCGAAAGAAAGAAAAAUAAAUAUAUUUUAAAAAGACACACAGUUAAUGACAUCCGGGGAAUGGGAUCUACGUGCUUUGAAGGCACUCGAAGAGGAGGAACAAGCCCAGUUUCGUGCAAUAAGUGAAUCGAAUUUAUUUAAAAUCUCCCUACCGCCGCCACCGCCACCUGCAGCGACAGCUCCUCCGCCACUGCCGAGUGCUUCGUCCUCGUCAACGUCAUCCUCUAACCAGCCACAGAUAAUCCUUCCCACAAUCAAUGAGCAUUGCGGUGAUUUAGACGAUGGCCUGGACGUUCCACCCCUGCCGCUAACACUCUUUCGUUCCUCCGAUGUGGCUGCUUCAACCUUAUCUCUUGGUAGAAAGAAAAAACCAUCAGCAUCAGCAUCAUCAUCAAUUGCAGCGAAUCAGCCAUUCUUACUGUCCUUAUCGUCGUCGUCUUCCGGUGGUGCAGCUAAGCCAACCGGAACUUUCUCACCACCGCAAUUUACUGCUUCACCCAUUUUCACACCGCCACCGAUACGAAGGUGUGCCACCUUAUCACACUCUGGUUCUGGCGGUGGUCCUGCUGUUCGUCGCCACUUUAGGAGUCUUCAUCAUCAGAUAUUGGGAAAGAAGAGUGCUGCAUCUGGCGGUCUUGAAAGGCGUCGUAGUCGUAGCAAUUACAAUUGCAAUUACACAAGUUGCGCAGGUGGUGGCAGUGGUGGUGAAGGCGGCGGUGGUAGUCCGGGUCCGGCGACAGUUGGUGGCGGGCUAGGGUUGUCGGGAAGUCUCAGUGAUAACAACGACUACGACUCCACAGACAGUGGUUCGUGUACGGUGCCGUUAACUAAGGACUCCAUAGAAAUGAUGCGACUUAUGCUCUUCUCCGCAACUUCCAGUAAAUCAAAUUCACCGGAAAUACCACCAUCGAUUGCUUCGGCAUCGGCCUCGUCCUCUCUAUCUGCAACUGGUGUUGGAGGUGGUGUUGGAAGUGGUGGUUUCAGUGGGGGUUUGGGCUUAGGCUUGGGUUUGGGUUCAUCGAGGCCGUUAAAGAUAUCCUCUUUAAUUCAUGAUGACAGCUGCAUCGACGAUGACAUCCUGACCAAUGGGAAUUGUAAUAGUUCGGGAGUCAAGCGAAGACAGAAUCAUCAUCAUCAGCAACAGCAACAGCAGAAGCAGCAACAACAACCCCGACAUAAAAGCUUUUUAAGUUUUACAGGUUGUGACAGUUUCAUUGGUGGUGGUGGUGGUGGUGGUGGAAGUGGUGGUAGAAGUGGUGGCAGCAGCAGCAACAGCAGCGCAACGGGUGGUGGCAGCAUAAUGGGUAUAACGUGCACAAUUCGGAAGAGCCCCACAAAAAGUCUCCUCAUGUCCGGUUGCGCUAUUGAGCUGGAUGCCUCAGCUCUCAAUCCAACCCGCAGUAGUGAUCAGGAUUCUGACAUCAUGGAGCCAACUCUGGCAGCAACAUCAUCAUCAUCAGGACCAUCAUCAGCCAAAGGGCAACUACAAAUGCUGCUCGAUGAAGAUGGCAGUGGCAUUAGGACGGCAAAUCAUUUCAACGAUUUAGUUAAAUCAAUACAAUCAACAAAGUCAACAGGAAUUGCAACUGCUACCGACUCCGCGGCAGGACCUCCAUCCUCGCAGCAGCAGCAACAGCAGCACCAGCAUCAGCAUCCUUGUUCGGCGAUGUUCGACCAUGAACUGGAGCAUCAUAUCAAACAUUGUUCGUGUUCGUGUAAUCACAUGGGAUAUGGCAACUCGAUGGAUUAUCAGACAACCGGCUUUGGCGGCCUGCCCGACGUCACAGAACACUCAAACAUCCGCCGUUCAAUAUCCCGUCAAAAUUCGAUAUCCAAUAGCGAUUCGAUUGAAAUCUCAAGCAUACAGAAGACCAAAGGACUAACCAUUAAGUCGAAUACAUCCAGACAGAGUAAGAAUCAAAAUGACACACAAGGACACGCUUCGUCGAAGCGAAACUUUUGCAUUUACAGUCUAUCACUGAUGGCGGCAUUAGCCUUGUCCUUGGUGGCAGCGAUGCUGGCCUACCAGCAUUUCUUAAUGGCUCCCAGCCGUAAUUCACACGAACAAAGACUGAGAAUAGUGCGGAGAAUCCUUCGCGAUGUACCGUUGGUAGAUGGACAUAAUGACUUUCCAUGGAAUGUCAGGAAGUACGCGCACAGUAGUCUCGAGUUGGUUGAACUCAGUCACGAUAUGGAUCACAAAUCGAUGUGGAAUCGACCGGCCUGGUCGCAAACAGACAUCACAAGGCUGCGGCAAGGACUUGUGGGCGUACAAGUGUGGUCGGCACAUGUGCCAUGCGAAGCCCAGGGGCUGGACGCUGUCCAAUUGGCAUUGGAGCAAAUCGACAUCAUACAUCGACUCACCGAUAUGUAUCCGAAGGAUACGGCCUUAGUAACUUCGUAUCAAGAGAUCCUAACAGUUCGACGUCAAGGAUUAAUGGCUUCAAUGAUUGGCAUCGAGGGUGGACAUGCCAUUGGGUCGUCGUUGGGGGUGUUGCGCUCCUUCCACUCGCUGGGAGCACGAUAUCUAAGCUUGACACACAAAUGCGACAUUCCCUGGGCCGGAUCGAGUUCGUCGCCAUUUGAAAUGGGACUGACCACCUUCGGCAAGGCAGUGGUAAAAGAAAUGAACCGUUUAGGCAUGAUGAUUGACCUUUCGCAGUCGUCGGAUGAGACGGCACGUGACGUGUUUCAGGUGACAAGAGCGCCAGUGAUUUUCUCACAUUCGGCUGCCCGUCAAUUGUGCAACUCGACACGUAACAUUCCCGAUGAUGUGCUGCGACUCGUAGCCGACAAUGGCGGACUGAUUAUGAUUAGUUUCGACUCUGAGGUUGUUUCCUGUGGACGCACUUCCACCCUGCUGGACGUGGUGGCACACAUUAAAUACAUUCGCUCGAUUGCGGGCAUUCAGCACAUCGGCAUUGGGGCGGGCUACGAUGGCAUUGAACAGCCCCCAGUUGGCUUGGAAAACGUAUCGAAGUAUCCCGACUUGCUGGCCACUCUCUUGGAGGACAACAAUUGGAGUGAGGAGGACAUUGCCAUGUUGGCGGGUAAGAACUUUCUGCGUGUUUUGAAAUCGGUGGAAAACGUGCGGGAUUACUGGAAGCGGGCUGCCAUCCCACCAGGAGAAGUAUCCGAGCAGCUUCCCAAAACACAUUGCACCUACAUGUCGUCGUGACCUAGUGUACAGGCUGUGCAGGAAAGGCGCAAUCAAACACGCUUCAAAAGACGUGAUUGGAUGUUCUAUUAAAUUUGAACGCCACCGUCGUCGUCGCCGCCGCAGGUAGUUAGUUAGUAUAAUAAUGAUGAUUAAUUAAAAUUACUCUAUACUGCUAAAUUAAAUUAUUAUUUAAUAUGUUUAACUUGUUUUUCGGUCAGGGCCUCUUUUAACCUGCAAACCGUUUCUUGUGAUAAAUUGUGUAAUUUUAUUUUUGAAAUUAUAUUCUAAGGAGUUUUUAUUUGAA